Messenger RNA from Blepharisma stoltei, 3480 nucleotides. The record is from the annotation of a GenBank genome assembly. NCBI's taxonomy places the organism in Eukaryota, Ciliophora, Heterotrichea, Heterotrichida, Blepharismidae.
AUGAACCCUCAAAACCCUAAAAGAAACCUAUCUGACUUUAAUGAAGCAGAGCUCGAAGAAAAAGCCUUAAUUCUUGUUCCUGCUGGAGUAGGUGACCUUUUAUACCACUGUGCUAAACAAAUUUCCAAAAUUUUUCAACUAGAUGCCAUCUCCCCAAUUGACCUUGAACCCUCAAUAAAAUCAACAUGCAAAGCCUUAACUUCUUCCUCAAGAGUCGAAGUCUUUAUAAAAGAGAAAAGCAGGCUGAAAUUUUCAGGAAAUAAAGAAAAUUUUGAAUUCCUGGAAAUCAAUUCAAAAAAUCUCCCUGGCUUUGUGGCAGACACCAACCUAUAUCAAAUUAUAAACGACCCUCAGAAAUCAAGUUUUUAUGCAAGCUUUACUGAAAAUUGAUUGCCAGGGAGAGACUGAAUAAACUCUGAUGAAAACUUACAAAGCAUCUGUGCAGUUCCUAUUUCCAAUGCUGAUAAAACUGAAGUAUAUGGAGUGGUAGUGUUAUGCAACAAAAUUGAUCCUUUGGGCCUGAUAACUAAUUUUACGUCGAAUGAUGCGCUUAUAGUCCAAUCAGUUGGUAUGAUGGUCUUUGAACUAGUAAAUUCUAGGAAAAAAGAAAAUCAAGUCUCAGAUGAACUAAUAAUUUCAAAUAAUGAAAAAGACCAAUUGUCAAAGUCACAUAGACAUAGAAGGCCCAACCCUAUAACAAUCGAGCAUGAUAAUUUUAAUAUAAAAAUUAGUGACCCUCCGCAAUCUGACUGGAAAACUAUUGUAAAAGAAGGAGAAAAAAAUAAACUCUUGCAACAAUGAUGCAAGCAGGUUUUUGCAGUUUCCAACUUUGCGCAGAGCAAUCACCUUUUAGCUAAAAAUAUACUCCAAAGGCUAGCUACUGAGAAUGGCGUUGAUAUUUUGGUUAUUUCGUCAUUAGAAAUAAUCAAAGCUUUAAUUUAUUGUGAAGGGGUGAAUGGUUAUUACAAAAAUGAUGGAGUAAUUUAUGAGUAUUCAAUAGCACAAGGAAAAACUAGCUGCUCUUUGUCAGCAGAGAUGCAAGCCUUGUAUGAAAAUUCGAUUAAAACAGGUAAAGCAUUGAUGUUUGUUAAGGAGUAUGGAAGAGAAAAUAUGAUGAUGGUUCCUUAUGUUUCAAAUGAAAAUGCAUUUGUAAUUGAAGUAUGAAAUAAAAAAGAUGAAACUUGGACAUUUUUCAGCAACUUUACUAAGGAAGACAAGAAUAUUAUAGGAGAAGUUGCUAGGGUAGUUUUUAAAGCUUUGAAAAGUGAUAAAAACGAAAAAAGCCACGAUGUCACCAAACUCCGGCAUUUAAUUCGGCAUCAUGCUACAAGUAUCAACACUUAUUCAAUUAUCAGCACAAUUCGUGACGCUUCUCAAAAGCUACUUGACUGUGACCGAGCUACUGUUUAUAUUCGUGAAGGGAAUUCUUUAGUCGUCAAAGUCCAAGGCUCAGAACAAGAAAUCCCUACAAACUUCGAAGUCCCUCUAGGCAAAGGAAUAGCAGGCUAUGUCGCCCAAACCGGCCUAACAGAAAUUAUAUGUGACGCUUAUCAAGAUUUCCGUUUUAAUCAUGAAAUUGACGAUCUCACUGGCUAUCGUACUCACGAUAUUCUAUGUAUGCCUGUAUUAGACUGCAAUGGUGAGACAAUCGCAGUCCUCCAGAUGUUAAACAAAAAUGAAGGGAUUUUUGACCAAAAUGAUGAAGACAUUUUGGAAAUUUUUGCCGAGCUUGUAGGCGUUGUUUUGCAAGGCUGAAAAUUAUUUGAUAAAAAUAUCGAAGAAAGGACAAGGCUUAUAAAUAUAUUAAAUAGCCUUGGGAAUUAUAUAUUAGUUGUAGAUGGUAGUGGAAAACUUUAUUAUAAUAACAGAUCAUUUGAAGAGAUUUUAGGAAUCACUGAAGCAACUGCGAAGAAUUCAAGCUAUAUUUCAUGGCUAAAGCAUAAUAGACAGCUAGUUCUCGACAUCAAUGCAAUAUUUCAAAAUCCCAAGAAAAAAAUAUACAAAAAAUCACAGAGACUGAUAAAAAAUCCACAUAAAUAUCAUGUAGGAAGCGGAGAAGAGCUUAUAAUUGCAGGAGAAGACUCCUUGCCUUUUAAUUAUACACUAGUUCCUUUACAAGAUUUUAUUACUUUAGAAACUUCAGGUGUUGUUAUAAUUCUAGAAGAUGCCACAGCGAUUGAAGAGCUAAACUCUAAGCUCGCAGCCAUGCAAAACCAAUUAGACGUCCUUACAAGCUCAGUUCAAGCUGAAACAUCGCUACAAAAAUGCAUCCAAAAGCUUUCAAUAAUAUCCCAAGAUUUCGACCACAACUCAGAUACUUAUUUACAAGUAAUUGAUGUAAUAAACACAUUAAAGCAAGGAAACCUCAAUCGCACUGAAAUAAAGAUACCUAUCGAUAUGCAUUCAAAAGGAAAUGAGCUUAUAAGCAUUAUUAAUGAAUACACUGAUACUAGUGAGCAAGGAGGGCUAAGAAGUCCUGUUAUUAGAGAAAGAAAGUAUAGUGGAGAUAAAGAUGGAGAGCUGGCAUCAGAACUAGAAGAACUUAGAAACUGGAACCUCAAUGCUUUUGAUAUAAGCUGCCAUCUAAUUUAUAUCAAAGCUAUGCUACAAAACUUUGAUUUAAUCAAUAUCUUUGAUAUAAAACAUGCUAGGCUGGCAAACUUUGUAUCAAAAGUAGAAGAGAAUUAUCAGACUUAUACCAAUCCUUACCACAACUUUUACCAUGGCUUUACAGUCAUGCAUUCAAGCUAUUACUUAUUGUCAGCCACUGCAGCAGGUUUGGUCUUCAAAACUCAAGAAAUUUACGCACAGCUAAUAGCUGCUCUAUGCCACGAUAUUGGUCAUACAGGCCAUACCAACAAUUUCGAAAUAAAUAGGGCGAGUCAAUAUGCGAUUACCUAUAAUGAUAAGUCAGUCUUAGAAAACCAUCACUCUGCCUUAACUUUUCAUAUAUUACAAAAUGACUCUUGUAAUAUCCUUGAAGGGGUCCCGACAAAUAUGCUAAAAGGGGUCAGAAAAUUAAUGAUAAGAUGUAUAUUGGAUACUGAUAUGGCCAUACAUUUUAAUAUGAUUUCUAAUAUGAGUAAUAGGUUUAAAGAUCUGAAUGAGAGGCCUUUAGGAUCUAUUGACGAUGACUGCGAAAAAACUGCCGCAUUUAUAAUUCAUGUGGCAGAUUUAGCUCAUAGUGCUAAAAAUAAUCAAACUUAUACAAUGUGGUCAAAACUUGUAUGUGAGGAAUUUUAUAAGCAGUAUAGAGAGGAAGUGGCAAAUUGUCUGCCAUUGACGGAGCAUAUGAAAGAUAUUAACCAGCCUUUAAUUUAUUAUAAAAAUGAAAUUGGUUUCCUCAAAGUCGUUGCCAAGCCACUAUGGGAUUGUGUAGGGCUUUGACUCAGCCCUGAAAUCAAUUUUUGCAUAGAAAAUGUAAAUGAAAAUAUCAAAAAUUAUGAAAAAAAUUUGGAAGAACUAUCAAAAAAAGAAUAA